Messenger RNA from Bubalus bubalis (water buffalo), 1654 nucleotides. It is a transcript of the gene WDR55, whose product is annotated as WD repeat domain 55. The record is from RefSeq and is a predicted model, not a curated record. The transcript has 7 exons. Lineage: Eukaryota; Metazoa; Chordata; Mammalia; Artiodactyla; Bovidae. Gene Ontology annotation, molecular function: protein binding. The coding region runs from base 125 to 1273 and encodes 382 amino acids.
GCCUAAACGCCACUUCCUGUACAGCCCCUCAAUCCUGAAGCGGUUCUCUGGGCCAUUCCUACCUCUGUGUAGCUAGUUCUUGGGUUCACUUCCCGUUUCCUUCGCGGCUCAGGUCAUCUGGUGCAUGGACCGCAUGUGUGAGGAGAGGCCCGCGGAGGAUGGGAGCGACGAGGAGGAUCCCGACGCCACGGAAGCCCCAGCCCGGAUCCGGGACACUCCGGAAGAUAUCGUCCUGGAGGCUCCGGCUAGUGGGCUGGCGUUCCAUCCGGCCUGCGACCUUUUGGCAGCGGGGGACGUGGACGGGGACGUGUUUGUCUUUUCCUACUCCUGCCAAGAGGGAGAAACCAAGGAGCUCUGGUCCUCAGGUCACCACCUCAAGUCCUGUCGAGCUGUUGUCUUCUCUGAAGAUGGGCAGAAACUUGUUACUGUCUCCAAGGACAAAGCCAUCCAUUUUCUAGAUGUGGAGCUGGGCCGACUGGAAAGACGCAUUUCCAAGGCUCAUGGUGCCCCCAUCAACAGUCUGCUGCUGGUGGAUGAGAAUGUUCUGGCCACUGGGGAUGAUACAGGUGGCAUCCGCCUCUGGGACCAAAGGAAGGAGGGCCCCUUAAUGGAUAUGCGGCAGCAUGAGGAGUACAUUGCUGACAUGGCUCUGGAUCCCGCCAAGAAACUGCUGCUGACAGCCAGCGGAGAUGGCUGCCUAGGUGUCUUCAACAUCAAGCGACGCCGGUUUGAGUUGCUUUCUGAGCCCCAAUCUGGAGACCUCACCUCUGUUACACUUAUGAAAUAUGGGAGGAAGGUGGCAUGUGGCUCCAGUGAAGGUACCAUCUACCUCUUCAACUGGGAUGGCUUUGGGGCCACAAGUGACCGCUUUGCCUUGAGAGCCGAGUCCAUUGACUGCAUGGUUCCAGUGACAGAGAGUCUGCUGUGUGCUGGCUCUACUGAUGGAGUCAUCAGGGCUGUCAACAUCCUGCCGAACCGAGUGGUAGGCAGUGUGGGCCAGCAUGCUGAGGAGCCUGUAGAGAACCUAGCUCUCUCCCACUGCGGCCGUUUCCUGGCCAGCAGUGGCCAUGACCAGCGACUCAAGUUUUGGGACAUGGCCCAGCUGCGGGCUGUGGUGGUGGAUGACUACCGCCGACGCAAGAAAAAGGGAGGACCACUGCGGGCACUGAGCAGCAAGGCCUGGAGCACUGAUGACUUCUUUGCAGGACUGAGGGAAGAGGGAGAGGAUGCCAAAACUCUGGAGGAGGAGGAGAGUGAGGAUGACAGUGACUGAAGGGAUGAGCUGAACCUCAGGAUGGGUUCUCAGUGGACAAAAGUCUUGUUUUCUGGGUUGGAUCCCUAGAGAGGCUGGGAACUGAAAAUAUCCUGUUGUGCAGCACAAGAAGAUGCUCAGGAUCAGCACACUGCUGUGAGGAAGUACUGGCUUUGUAGCAGCUGCUCACUCCACCAGUCUAAGACAAAGCCCACAGUUGGGGCAAGACAGCACGGACACAGGUAUACACCAACCAGGGGUUUAAUAUAAAUACAACCAGCAUAGAAGAAUUCAAAACUACACAUACACCAAAACCAUAACCAAGUGGUGGGGGCAAAGGCAGAUGUUUGACCCUUUGGUUCCACCAGCCCUCAAAUAAAAACUUGAACAAAGAAGACAAAA